CAGGGGCUCCCUGCGCGCACUCCGGACAGAUAUCAGUUUCUUCUCCACUCCUGACCGUGCAGUCAGACCCCUGGCUCCCCCAGUCUGAACAGCCUAGUUCCCCGACAACUGGACAAGUGGACAACUGGACCACUUUUCAUUCAUCUGUCAAAGGUUACAUGUUUUGGAACAGGAGUUUCAAAUGCAAAUCAGCUGAGCAGGGUCCAGUCUUCCUUGUGUUCAGCUUUGGUUGAGAUGGCCCAGCUGGGCCUUGCUCUUGGAAAAGUGAGGCCUCGACGUGCAACGACUCUCAAACAGUAGCACUCAGAAUGUCCACAGCAGCAUCCAAGGGUUCCCUGGGGAGACAGCAGCCUCUGUCCUUUCUGGAUUCUCCUGUCCUGAGUGUUUCAAUGGAGAAGGCUUCCAGGCCCUUCCAGAGUGAUCAGCUGGAGGACAGUAAAGAUGACCCAUUCUCAGGCCCCCUGAAGCAUCAGGCCAUGGGGGAAUGUGAGGACAGAAAAGGAGAAGACAAGUGUUGCGAUGGAGUGUCACAGUUAGGGAUGGAAACUCUAGAUUCCAUUCCAGUAAGAUCCUUCAAUGACCUGGAAUUUCUGACUGCUCAUGGUCACAUUGCAGACAGACAAGAAUCCCCUGCAACACCAAGAUCCAUCACUGACUGUAUGGUCGACUCUGGUGAACAAAGUGGUCCUUCUGGCAAGCAGUUCGGCUGCCAUGAGCGAUCAGACUACAUCCUAAGACCGUGCGGUCCACUGAUGAAACAGAGUUUUGUACAUACUCUGUCAGAACUGAGCCUUGAGCAGACAGGCGCGGUAGAACGUGAAGAGAUCAAGCUUGGUAUCAGCCAAAGCUCGUCAGGAUGUUUGGCGGAGCUCUGUCUUCUUUCCGAGCUGUGCAACCAAACUGAGCGCCCGACCGUGAAGCCCAGUGCUGCAGCCUAUCUGGGUCCUGACAGACCUGACGACAGGCCCCAAGAAGGGUCCGCUAAUUGCCUCUCUGUCUCCAGCCCAAGGUUGCUCAUCAGUGACAGCUCUGAAGCCGUAUGGUCACCCUCAGAUGAGGACCGCAAUGAGGAGGAGGAAGACGACGACAAUGACGAGAAUGACUAUGAGAACGGCUAUGACGAUGACAGUGAUGAUGUGUUCCCCGAGUUGCCACCAUACGGGGAGUUUGAGGUCAUCCAUCAGCGCAGUGCUGUGGGCAGGUCUAGGAGGAAUGGUCCAUCACAUGGUCCCAACUCCGCAUGGGCCGACGGGUCAGACUGCAGCAGCAGCAGCUGCCAAACAGAUAAGGAGAUGUCUGAACCAGAGGAGUCUCCGCCGCUCCUUUCACCUUGGACAGAGUCCAUGAGCCAGCUGAUGCAGAAGCUGGAGCGCCUCAACAAGGACAUCGAGGUAGCCCUCAGCGCCAGCUCCUCACCCAGCCGCACACCAGACACCUCCCGCAGGAAGGCGGUGGCUGUGAAGAAGACCUAUGGACAAGCAGAAAUCGAAGCAAAAGAAGCCUGUGACUGGCUGCGGGCAGCAGGAUUCCCCCAGUAUGCUCAUCUUUAUGAAGAUUCCCAGCUUCCCAUUGACAUUUCAGCUGUAAAAAGGGAUCAUGACUUCCUGGACAAGGACCUUGUGGAACCUCUUUGUCGACGACUUAACACCUUGAACAAGUGUGCCUCUAUGAAACUCGAUGUGAACCUUCCCAAGAAGAAAAGCGACGACUCAGAUGAAGAAGACCUGCUUGCCAUCAGCGACAGAUGGACGUUUGAGUGGAGCAGUCGAAGGUGGUCCAGGCUGCAGGACGUUGACCGCUUCUUGGGAGAAAAGGAAGGGGCAUGUCCCGUGGGCUCAGAGGGGGAGCUACAAGCGGCAGGCAGCCGCGAGAGCAUUCUGACAGAUCUCAGUGAGCCAGAGGUCUCGUCCCUGCACAGUGAGAGCAGUGGUGGCAGCGGCUUUGGGGAGCUGGGUGGUGUCUCAGGCCCAGCCCGCUCUGCUUCUGCAUCCGCCAUGCCUGACCCCACCGCUCUGACACCAUCUCCAACUCCAGAUGAAGCUCCGUGUUAUGGGUCACUGCCUGCUAAGAGUGGCAGGCAUGGGCGGACACGCGCCAAGGACUUCCUACGGCGCAUGGAGACGCUGCGGUCCCGUGGGUGCUCAUUGGCUAAAGCAGGCUGUAGGGUACCAGUCAUCAGUGGGCCAAUCUUGCAGCAUGAUCCAGAGACACUCCGCACCCUACACUGUGUAGAGAUCAAAAAUGGAGAAGCGGAGGGUCCACUGAGUGGUAGCAGGAAUGAUGGCCCCCACUCUCUCUCUGGCAGUGAAUAUGACAGCAGUGGCAGUAGCAUCAGCAUGAAGCAGCACCAGCCACGUCGGUCUCUUCACAAGCGCAGCGGUGUCUACCUGGAGGAUCUGGACGUACUCGCUGGUGCCCCUGCCAGGAAGACAGCUGAGCAGGGACGCCGCAGCGAGUGCCGCUCCUACGAGGACCUAGUGGUUCGCAUUCCCAAAGACCACAAGCCAGGCACUUUCCCCAAGGCGUUGUCCGUUGAGAACCUAACACCAGUCACUGCUGCUGGCACCAUUGACUGGCACCCAAAACUCCAGCGUCACACAGAUUGGGCCCCCACUACUACCCGGCUCUGCCCACGGGGCAGCCGUGUGAGUGUCUAUGAUAACGUACCUGGCUCACACCUGUAUGCUAGCACAGGCGACCUGAUGGAUCUGGAGAAGGAGGAUCUGUUCCCGCACCUGGACGAUAUCUUGCAACACGUGAAUGGUCUGCAGCAGCUUGUCAACCACUGGUCCAAGAGCGUGCUACCUGAUAGCGAGGUCCCACGUCAGUCCAUCAGCCAGAUUACCCUUGACUGUGAGGGGAACUCGGUGCCUAGCGAUGGUGACAAGGAUGGUGUGUCCCUGAAUGACACGGACUCCAGUGGAACAAGGGAGAGGAGGGAUUCGGGUGUUGGAGCCUCCUUGACCAGACCCAGUCGCUUGCAGUGGCCCAGCUUCAGGAUGUCUAACUACAUAACUCAGUCAGGAAUCUCGCUCCACAUCACCAGCCAGUCUGCAGGUCAGCUUAGUCUGCUGCAGAAGUUCUCUCUGCUGCGCCUCACCGCCAUCAUGGAGAAAUACUCCAUGUCUAACAAGCACGGUUGGACCUGGUCAGUGCCAAAGUUCAUGAAGAGAAUGAAGGUGCCAGACUACAAAGACAAGAAUGUGUUUGCUGUCCCUCUCAUUGUCCACGUCCAGCGAUCUGGUCACCCGCUGCCUCUUGGCUUGCAGCAGGCCCUACAUUAUCUCAGGAGUCAGUGUCUAGACCAGGUUGGCCUUUUCCGCAAGUCGGGAGUAAAGUCCAGGAUCCAGGCGUUGAGGCAGCUGAAUGAGAGCUCACCUGACAAUGUGGACUAUGAAGACCAGUCAGCCUAUGAUGUGGCAGACAUGGUGAAACAGUUCUUCAGGGACUUGCCUGAGCCGCUGCUCACCAGCAAGCUGGGAGAGACCUUCCUGCACAUUUACCAAUAUGUCCCCAAGGAGCAGUGGCUACAGGCCGUGCAGGCAGCCAUCAUGUUAAUGUCAGAUGAGAACAGGGAAGUGCUGCAGACACUUCUCUAUUUCCUGAGAGACGUGACCUUCUCUGUGGAGGAGAAUCAAAUGACACCAAUGAACCUAGCCGUGUGUCUUGCACCUUCACUUUUUCACCUCAACAUCCUGAAGAAGGACAACCUUUCACCCAGAGCCAUGCAGAAGAAGUACGUCACAGGUCGGCUGGACCAGAAGGACCUGAAUGAGAACAUGGCUGCCACCCAAGGACUGGCCCACAUGAUCACGGAAUGCAGCCGACUCUUUGAGAUCCCACGUGAGAUGGUGGCACGAUCGCGGAGUUCGUACGUAGAGGCGGCGCUCCCAGCCCCCACCUUAGAGGAGCUGUGCAAGCAGCAGGAGGGCGAUGAGGGCAACUACCAGCCCCGUGUAGAGGCACUAAUGCAAGAGCUGUUCAAAGAGUCACGUGACAGAUCUAAAGCCUGGGUUUCCUGCUCCAGCCCAGAUGGUGCUGAGCUCUGUUGUAAGAAGGUGGGUGAUGGCAACCCCCUGCGGCGCUGGCGGGUGUCUGUGGAAAUGGAGGCCCCUCCUUCAGAGGUGCUGAACCGUGUGCUGCGGGAGCGCCAUGUGUGGGACCCAGACUUGCUGCAGUGGAGAGUGAGGGAGACACUGGACAGGCAGACCGAGAUCUACCAAUACAGUCUCAGUAGCAUGGCCCCACACCCUAGUCGCGACUUUGUGGUACUCAGGUCAUGGAGGAUGGAGUUGGCAAAAGGGGCAUGUGCCCUGGUGUCAGUGUCAGUGGAUCAUGAGGACUGUCUGCCACUCGGUGGGGUCCGGGCUGUGGUACUGGAGUCACACUAUCUUUUGGAACCCUGUGGGUCAGGGAAGUGUCGACUGACUCAUAUCUGCAGAGUCGACCUGAAAGGAAGGUCUCCUGAGUGGUAUAAUAAGGCCUUUGGUUACCUGUGUGCUGCAGAGGCCGUCCGCCUGAAGUCCUCGUUCCAGCCGCUGGACUCCGAUGGCCCCGAGACCAAGAUCUGAGCCAAGGCAAGCACUGAAAUGGGAUCAGGCCCCACAGCUCAGCCAGGGAGCUGUGGUCCAAAGCACCUGUGCCCUACAUCAAUAAUGCCUCACUGGAAAGGAACCAACAGCCAUCAGUCUGCAGUCAUUCAUGAUUAGCUUUACUGUCAUUAUAAUUAUUAUUGUUGUUAUCAUUGCUAUUAUUAUUCUUAUUAUAAUUAUUUAUCAUCGCAUUGUUAUAAUAUUUUAUAAUGUCUACGACAUUUGUCCAUUUCAGAGCUUCUGCGAAGCAUGUCUGUUUUAUCCAUUUCAAAUACAAAGCUGUAUGUAAAGUUUGUGUCUCUGUGUAGAUUUGUCUAUAUGAUACAUGCACACCGGCCUGUAUAUACUGUACAUAUAAGCCUUAUCUGUCUAAUGUACCUGCUUCUGUUACAGUAAAUCAUCCUAAUGUUAUGUUUCAGUUAUUUCAGGCCAUAGCACACUGUCAACGGGAUGUGUGAUGCUACUUUUGUACUGUUUUUGUCUGAAUGGUGUACAUUGAUGGACCCUUUGGUUUGCGGAGCUGGAGGCUCCCAGUGUCUUGAGUUAUACUGAGAAGUGGUGAACAGGGUGUCAAAAUACAAUGAUUUUUAAUGAAAGUAUUGAAAAAUUCAAGAGCCAUGUUUUUUAAAUGGUAAACAUGCAACAACUUCUUUGCUCCUUUUAUUCUGAUGACUGGCCUGACUUUGAUCUUUUAGACAGUGUAGUCUGUCGGUAAAAUGAGACAAAGACCACUGUUUGAAAAACUUGAAGGGGAGAAACACAAAGUGGAGAAAGGGUAAAGCGGUGGAAAUCACAAGGGCAACACAUUGUCUUGUGGUUUUGGUCCCAUUGCUCAGGGUUCUUGAAAAAGAUCAUCUUUUGUUUUACUGUGAUGGUAUUGUUUCUCAAGAAAACAUAAUCCUCAGAUAUACUGUGGCAUACUCAGCACCACCCAAAUAAAAUGAGCAAAAAAAAAGCUUUCUGAGCAAAUUCCAUACAAUAUCAAGUUUA
Molecule: messenger RNA, 5582 nt
Organism: Scleropages formosus (Asian bonytongue)
Lineage: Eukaryota; Metazoa; Chordata; Actinopteri; Osteoglossiformes; Osteoglossidae
Gene: stard13a
Product: StAR related lipid transfer domain containing 13a
Exons: 17
Coding region: 309-4571 (1420 amino acids)
Biological process (GO): actin cytoskeleton organization; regulation of Rho protein signal transduction; signal transduction
Molecular function (GO): protein binding; GTPase activator activity; lipid binding
Source: RefSeq, a predicted model, not a curated record